AUGAGUGACGAUACAUCGGACGAAAGUAUAGAGCCACCAAAGGUUCCAGAGUCUCGGCCAUAUCACUACGAAACUAAAGAAGGCUAUGGUUAUAAUCCAGCUGAUAGAAAUUACAAACCUGAUGGCAAAAAGAGCAAUAUGUACUCAGACGGGGUUGGCAUGCAGUACGCACCCAAGGGGUCACCAGAACCAGGAGCUGACGAACAAACUUCACGUCAACACACCAAGCGCAGCGCAAGACGCUACAACAUCUUCGGAGCAACAGAACACGGCUUCAACAAACCAGGUAUGGAAGACUUGAAGCAGCAAUACAUGAUGGCGAAAACAGCAAAACAACCAAACACGUACAGGGAAGAGUACCGGGGACGUCCAAGAGCCAUGUCCAGUGUACCCGACCUUUGCAUUGACAAGGGCUCCGUGACCUUGACGGAUAUUGUUACCGCGUCAUAUCGUAUACGUGAUGGGACCAUUAAAACUCCUUGCGAGAAAGCAGUGUCGUUUCCUGGAAUACAAGACUACGACGUGUACUUCAAGCGAGAAUAUUUACAAGUAUUUGGAAGCUACAAGGCACGUGGCGCUCUGAAUGCUUUGUUAACGUUAUCAGAGGAACAACUAAGACGUGGCGUCAUGACAACAUCAACAGGCAGCCACGCCCUGGCUGUCGCUGGACACGGCAAGGAGCUCGGUGUUCCAGUCACUAUUCUGGUGCCAGAAAAUGUACCACCAAGAAAGGUGAAAAUAUGUGAUCGGUAUGGAGCCAAGACUAGAUUUGCUGGCCAGAACGACAGAGAGGUGCAGGAAACUGCGAGGAAAAUCGAAACUGAGGCAGAAGGCUUAACAUUCAUUGACGAGAACGAGAGUUCGUAUGUAAUCAGCGGCCAUGGUACCGUGGGACUCGAGAUCAUUGAUCAAGUUGAUGAUAUUGAUGCCAUUAUCAUACCCGUGGGGGGAGGGGGUCUGUUGGCUGGUAUUUGUGUGGUAUUCAAAGCUCUCAACCCAGAUAUUAAAAUCAUAGUCGUAGAGAGUAAUGACUGUCCUAGUUUCCAGGCUGCUCUUGAUGCUGGAGAACCUGUAACACUCAAGACAGAACUGGCUGUAACACUAGCUGAUGGUCUUAGCGACAGCAAGGUUGGCGAUCUGCCUUUCAAACUUGUAAAAGACUGUGUGGAUAAAGUUGUCGCAGUAAAGGAACAACAUAUUGCUCAAGCCGUGCUGAGGUUACUGGAGAAAGAGAGAGUCAUUGUUGAAGGUUCCGGUGCGGCAGGCCUAGCUGCUAUUAUUGGAGGCUAUCUCCCUGAAUUAAAAGGAAAACGAGUGGUCAUUCCAUUAUGUGGCGGCAACAUUGAUCCCACAGUUCUCGGCCGAGCGAUUGAACGCGGGCUUACAGCUGAUGAGCGAAUGGUAAGGUUUCAUAUAAGGAUCAACGAUCGACCAGGUGCUUUAGCACGCUUGACGUCACUGUUAUCUUCAACUGGUGUCAGUAUCAAGGAUCUGUACCAAGAAAGAACAUGGCUUAAUAGCUCAAUGUUUACUGUUCAGGUCAAGUGCGUGGCCGAACUACGCAAUGCAGAACACGUUAAACAACUGAAGAAAGUUUUACAUAAGAACUACAAGGAUGACCUAAUAUGGAACAUUAAAUCAGACGAGUGAUCUAUUUAUGACUAUUACGUCAUAAUACUACGUCCAAUGAUACUAUCAAUACCUUUAUGAAUGAACAGAAUUGUCCUGGAUCUUGUAAAGUUAAUAAAUCUAAAUGGUCCAA
Actinia tenebrosa (Australian red waratah sea anemone) is the source of this 1762-nucleotide messenger RNA. RefSeq names its product L-threonine ammonia-lyase-like. NCBI's taxonomy places the organism in Eukaryota, Metazoa, Cnidaria, Anthozoa, Actiniaria, Actiniidae. The record is from RefSeq and is a predicted model, not a curated record.